ACCAUUCCCCUCGCCUCAUGUCGGUGACGUCAUCAGAGGGCGCCGGAUGAGCCUACCCUAGCCCCACGUGUAGUGGAGAAGAGCGAGUCGCGAUACAGGAUGUCCUUUGGAGGAAGAGGAGGCUUUAAUCGGGGAGGAGGUGGCAGAGGUGGUGGUGGUGGGUGGGGAGGAAGAGGAGGAGGAGGUGGAGGAGGAGGACGUGGUUUUGGCGGAAGAGGUGGUUUUGGCGGAAGAGGUGGUUUUGGCGGAAGAGGAGGCUAUGACCAGGGACCACCAGAGUAUGUUGUUGAGGUGGGCGAGUUCAUGCAUCCUUGUGAAGACGACGUGGUGUGUAAAUGUAUCACUGAAGAAAAGAAAGUGCCUUACUUCAACGCUCCCAUUUAUCUGCAAAACAAAGAGCAGAUUGGAAAAGUGGAUGAAAUAUUUGGGCAGUUGAGAGACUUUUAUUUUUCUGUAAAGCUCUCUGAUAAUAUGAAAGCUUCAUCUUUUAAGAAGUUACAGAAGUUUUAUAUUGACCCGGCAAAGCUGUUGCCAUUGCAAAGGUUCCUUCCGCGGCCGCCUGGUGAAAAAGGCCCUCCUAGAGGAGGAAGAGGUGGAAGAGGCGGUGGUAGAGGAGGUGGUCGAGGUGGAUUUGGCAGAGGUGGAUUUGGCAGAGGAGGUGGAGGAGGAUUCAGAGGAGGACGUGGAGGAUUUGGUGGUGGUGGUGGUGGUGGUUUCAGGGGAGGCAGAGGAGGAGGUGGAGGCCGUGGUUUCAGAGGAGGCCGGUGAUGAGCCAUGUGAAACCAGCGGUGGUUGAUCUCUUAUGGUUAGAGAAGAGACCUUCACUUUCUUUUUGAUAUGGGACUAAUUCAACGAGACCACGUGAGAGAGAAGAGCGACUCCAAGCAAUACUUACUGCUGCAGAACAUGUAGUCAAUAAGAGACACUCUGAGCAUCAGUCAUGUUUAUAACUAAAGCCGCCUUAGUUGGCAUAUUGUCAUUUUACAUUUUAGAAGAAUUGUGGUAAGAAAUGUUUUCAGUAAUUAAAAGCGUGUACACUUUUUAAUGUUGUACUGUUGUAAAUAGGAAUCUGUAUUACUUCAACAUGCUAGGACAAUAAAUUUUCUA
This is a messenger RNA of Bufo bufo (common toad), 1107 nucleotides long. It is a transcript of the gene GAR1, whose product is annotated as GAR1 ribonucleoprotein. Bases 100 to 768 code for a protein of 222 amino acids. The transcript is spliced from 8 exons. Gene Ontology annotation, cellular component: box H/ACA snoRNP complex. Gene Ontology annotation, biological process: ribosome biogenesis; snoRNA guided rRNA pseudouridine synthesis. The record is from RefSeq and is a predicted model, not a curated record. NCBI's taxonomy places the organism in Eukaryota, Metazoa, Chordata, Amphibia, Anura, Bufonidae. Gene Ontology annotation, molecular function: box H/ACA snoRNA binding.